AUUCGAGCCGAGGAAUUUCCCCAGAAAAUAUCUCAACCAAUAAGUCGUCCAGAAGAAUCGAAUCCCAUUGAUUUUGAGUAUCGACCAUUUCCCGAACCAUUUUGAUUCUCAAAAAAGACUUGAGAAAAUCAAAAUGAAAAUAGAAAAUCAGUGCGAGUCCCCCAGCUGUCACUGUCAGUCACUGUUGCUUCCAUCGAAAAAAAUCCAGCAAAAACCCAAAGAAAAUUCGAGCCGAGGAAUUUCCCCAGAAAAUAUCUCAACCAAUAAGUCGUCCAGAAGAAUCGAAUCCCAUUGAUUUUGAGUAUCGACCAUUUCCCGAACCAUUUUGAUUCUCAAAAAAGACUUGAGAAAAUCGAAAAUGAAAAUAGAAAAUCAGUGCGAGUCCCCCAGCUGUCACUGUCAGUCACUGUUUAACUUAGAAUUAACUAACCUCCCCCUAACCUCGAAACCGUGUCUCCUCCGUCACCAUGAGCUUCUCAGUGUUCGCUUCCACGCUCGUCCUGUGCAGCUCGGAGACAGUCCUCGCGUUCGACCUGUCCCGGCGCUCCCUCCGGACGCUGAGCCUCCCAAAGCUGAGGACCACCAAGGAAAUAAAGCCCCACAACAGAGGGGAAACCGACUCGUUCCACGGGAUAACCUCAGUCUCGAUCUCCGGCGACGGUCACUACCUCAGCGUCUGCACGAACAGGAAGCAGCUCUGCCUGUACAGAACGAAGGAUUUUUCCCUGCUGUCCAACCGGACUCUGGUGAGGGCGGCGAGUCGAGUGAGGUUCACCCCUGGGAACGACGUGAUUGUCGCCGACAAGUCCGGCGACGCCUACCUGUUCUCCACGUGCCACCCAGACCGACCUGGGGAGCUCCUCCUGGGGCACCUGUCGAUGCUGCUGGACGUCCUGGUCUCCGACGACGAGAGGUUCGUCGUCACUGCGGACAGGGACGAGAAAAUCCGCGUGUCGCACUACCCCAACUGCUACAACAUCGAGUCGUUCUGUCUGGGGCACUCGAAAUUCGUCACCAACAUCUCGGAGCUGCCGCACGACAAGAGGAUGUUGGUCUCAGCUGGUGGAGAUGGAGAGCUCAGAUUUUGGAAUUACGUCGAGGGGGUCGAGGUCAAGAGCGUUGGGUUCAUGGGGCACAUCGAGGAGAACCACGUGGAGAGGCUGAACGAGGGCCUGAGGGAUCUGGAGCUCCAGGAGGCGGUCAGGAAUCUCCCGGUGAAACGACUGGCGUUGGACAUGGUGAAUGGCAAGUCCGUUCUGAUCAGCAGUUUUUAUGGCUCUGGGGUCGUGCUGGUUUACCAAGUCGAUGGGGAUCUUGGGGUCGAGCUCCUGCAGACGAUCUGCGAGGAGGAGGAAUCCUUGGAGUGCGUACUCUCUGGGGGGAGACUGUGGAUCUUGUUCGAGUCGGGGAUUAAAGUGUUUUGCUUUGAGGGGACUUUUGUUGGGGAUUCCGAAAUUAAUGAAGCGCUGGGGGAGGUGAAUCAGACGUGGAAGGAGUUGAGAGCGAAAGUUUGUGAACAGAUGUUUUAUCCAAUUUUGUAUAAGAGGAAGUUUGAUAAUGUUCAGGAGUAUCAGGAGAGGAAGAAGUCGAGGAUGAAAGUAUCUAAUUGACGUUAAGAAUUAAUUGAGGCGGUUGAGGGUUUUAAGACUAUUUAUAAAUUUGUUUGUAUAUUUUUUCUAAUGGAACUUAUUAAAGACAAAUUGCGAAACAGUCA
Molecule: messenger RNA, 1714 nt
Organism: Diachasma alloeum
Lineage: Eukaryota; Metazoa; Arthropoda; Insecta; Hymenoptera; Braconidae
Gene: wuho
Product: tRNA (guanine-N(7)-)-methyltransferase non-catalytic subunit WDR4
Exons: 1
Coding region: 468-1610 (380 amino acids)
Biological process (GO): RNA (guanine-N7)-methylation
Cellular component (GO): tRNA methyltransferase complex; cytosol; nucleus
Molecular function (GO): protein binding; tRNA (guanine(46)-N7)-methyltransferase activity
Source: RefSeq, a predicted model, not a curated record